Messenger RNA from Neodiprion fabricii, 770 nucleotides. Its product is annotated as cuticle protein 19-like. Bases 124 to 681 code for a protein of 185 amino acids. Gene Ontology annotation, cellular component: extracellular matrix. The record is from RefSeq and is a predicted model, not a curated record. NCBI's taxonomy places the organism in Eukaryota, Metazoa, Arthropoda, Insecta, Hymenoptera, Diprionidae. The transcript is spliced from 3 exons.
CAACGCGAUUUCUGGGAUCAGCCUACUGUGACCAGUUCAGGAUCACAGGCUGCAUAUUCUCUGGGUAUAUAAAUUGCUUCGUUCGUUUUGUCCGGACGGCAGUGAUCCUGUACAAUUAGCACCAUGCUCAAGCUCGUCGCUCUCCUCGCCUCCGUCUUCGUCGCAUCCGACGGCAUCCUCGUCGGAUACAACAGUCCUCCAGUCGGCUACGAGGCGUAUGCGGGAUACGAAAACCCGGAAGUAGACGGAAGGGCGACUUCGCACGUCUCGAUGUCCGGUCCCGCUGUCCUCCUCGAGGUCACAGGCUAUCCCGCAGGGUACGGGAGUUACGGGAACGAUGAACUCUACCCGAAAUACGGAGACGACGGUUCCCACGAUCAUUACGCCUAUCCCAAAUACGCCUUCAGCUACGGUGUAAAUGAUCCUCACACCGGCGACGUCAAGAGCCAGGAAGAGGUCCGAGACGGCGACGUCGUCAAGGGUUCCUACAGGCUAAACGAGCCCGAUGGAACGGUUCGGAUCGUCGAGUACACCGCUGACGAUCACAACGGAUUCAACGCCGUCGUAAAGAAGCUUGGACACGCCGUACAUCCGGCUCCCAAUCCAGUGGUGAAAUACGUCGUUGGGGAACCAGCGAAGUACCACGAUUCCGAAUACGAAGGAUACCGCGGACGCUAUUAGGGCUUGAUUGUUUAUUCGUAUUGCCGGUUUUGUGUGGAAAAAUAAAAUGAUGAAAAUGAAAAGUGAUUUUCAGAGCAGAAGACUUGAAA